Messenger RNA from Quercus lobata, 2046 nucleotides. RefSeq names its product probable beta-1,3-galactosyltransferase 2. Gene Ontology annotation, cellular component: Golgi membrane. The transcript has 12 exons. The coding region runs from base 413 to 1597 and encodes 394 amino acids. The record is from RefSeq and is a predicted model, not a curated record. NCBI's taxonomy places the organism in Eukaryota, Viridiplantae, Streptophyta, Magnoliopsida, Fagales, Fagaceae. Gene Ontology annotation, molecular function: galactosyltransferase activity.
UAUUUCAUUGAUCCAAGCCGAGAACCUAAAAACGACCGUUUCCUAGUCCAAACGGCAACAAUGUUACCAAAAAUAAAUCUAGUUUCUCUUCUCUUCUCUCUUGUAUGCUGUCUAAACCCAACCGUUAGCUUCUUUACACGCAACAGUUAUGAUUGUUUUAUUUAAACACUCUGUAAGUUUCAUGCAUUUAUACAUGGAGCUAUAGGAUGUUUCUAUAAAUUGGGAUAUUAAAUGUUGUAUAGAACACCCUCAGGCCUCGUCUGUAUUCACCUCUCUCACCUCUAAAGAGGAGGGAGAGAGUGUGUAUUCAGUGAAACAAAGUUCAUAUUAUAUCCGGUCUAUUUGGUUUUGGCUCUCUCUAUUUAUAUAUAUUUUUAACUUAUAUUGGGACUGACACUAAAGCUAUAACAACAUGUCUAUGAAGAGUAGAGGAAUGGGAAUAGGAGUGUAUGCUAAGUCUAUUAACUUGGUCCUUUUGGUGUGCUUAGGCUGCUUCUGUGCUGGAUUGGUUUUCAUUAACAGGAUGUGGACGGUGCCUGAAGCUAAUGAUAUUGCAAUAACUUCUAAACUCGAAGAUGCCCGUAUAAACUUAAAAUCUGAGAAUUAUCCAAAACUUCAGAAGGUUGUACAGCAUAAAGGAAAUAACAGUGUGGGGGUCUUGGAUAAGACAAUAACAAAUUUGGAGACGGAAUUAACAGCUUCUAGGGCAGCACAUGAAUCUAUAAUGCAUGACUUUCCGACGUCGCGAAACAUGAAGAAUGUUGAAACAAAUGUGAAAAGAAAAUACUUUAUGGUUGUAGGAAUCAAUACAGCUUUUAGUAGCCGCAAGCGAAGGGAGUCUGUUCGUGCUACUUGGAUGCCACAAGGUGAGAAGAGAAUGAAAUUAGAGGAAGAGAAGGGUAUAGUGAUUCGCUUUGUUAUAGGUCGCAGUUCGACAUCUGGUGGUAUACUUGACAAAGAAAUUGACUCAGAAGAGAUGUUGCAUGGAGACUUCUUGCGCCUAGACCAUGUUGAGGCCUACCUGGAAUUAUCAGGCAAGACUAAGACUUAUUUUUCAACUGCUGUUGCGUUGUGGGAUGCAGAAUUUUACAUUAAAGUUGAUGAUGAUAUUCAUGUAAAUUUAGCUAUGCUAGGAACAACUCUAGCUAGACACCGUAUGAAACCUCGGGUUUACAUUGGCUGCAUGAAGUCUGGUCUUGUCCAUGCUCGAAAGGGAAUGAAAUACCGUGAACCAGAGUAUUGGAAAUUUGGUGAGAUGGGAAACAAGUAUUUUCUACAUGCUACAGGACAAUUAUAUGCCAUCUCAAAAGACUUGGCUAUGUAUAUAUCGACAAACCAGCCUAUACUGCACAAAUAUGCCAAUGAGGAUGUUUCGUUGGGAACUUGGUUAAUUGGUUUAGAUGUGGAGCAUGUGGAUGAUAGGAGUCUCUGUUGUGGUACCCCACCUGAUUGUGAGUGGAAGAUACAGGCAGGCAACAUCUGUGCUGCUUCAUUUGAUCGGAAAUGUAAUGGGAUUUGCAAGUCUGUUGAGAGAAUCAUGGAUGUUCACCAGCACUGUGGCGAGGAUGAGAACGCUAUAUGGAGUGCAAGCUUCUGAGAGACAGGGAGCCGUUCCCCCAAACUCAGAAGGACAUACAGUGGUAUUUGCAGGUUGAUUAUAGCAAGCAAAUCCAGCAUAAAUUCCUUAUGUGAAGAAGCAAUCCCACUGUCUUCAACUCUUCAUGCACUCAUUUGUCCAUAAAAUUAUGAAUGCUAAACAUAAGAUAGAAUGACUUCUUCAACAAAAUAUGACAAAAAAAGAAAAAGAAGAGCAUGGAAUCCUCCUCAUCCUCAAUUUCAUCUACUUAGCUUGCAUUUAAAUUACAAUGUACAUGUGCAAGACAUCAACAGCUAUAGGAAACCAUAAAUUUGAUCAGCAAAUUCAUGGAACCAAGUUUGAUCAGUUAGCCUUGGUAGUAAAAUCUAUCAACAUAAAACACCCGGUACUAUUUUUCUGGUUUAACCAAAAUUAGGAGGGUUUAUGAAAUGGAAGAUGUUUAAUUCUAA